UCCUUGCUAAUGGUCAACCAAAAACCAACCUUUCUCUCUUCUCCAAUACAUAAUAUUUUUCUGGUCCUAAUUUUAUUGCCGCUGGGAACUACCGUGUUUGAUAGUUUUGGGGCUAUGUAUUCACACCUAAACUGAAAGUAAAUAAUACCCUUUUCAUCUGAUUCUUUUUUGAUUCUGGGUUUUGGCCAAUUUGAUCAAAUACAGCAGUAUAUCGAUUAUCUAGCAAAGGGAAGGAAGCCACUUGGUUUUUUUUUUAUUAUAUGUUGAAGUUGAAAACAUGAGCAAACAUUCAUCUGUUGCAGGUGCCUCUCGCCCUGUUAAAGAAGAUGGCUUUUUGAAAAAAAUCAAGAAUGUUGCUUGCCUGAAAUCUUCCUCAUCGGACAAGGGGAAAGGGGGAAAAGGGAAAAUCAAGUCAUCAAGUUACAAAGUCUCCCAUGGUUUCCACUUAGUGGAAGGUCAAUCAGGCCAUAAUAUGGAAGAUUACCAUGUUGCUGAGUACAGGAAAAAGAGGAAUCAUACCCUUGGAUUGUUUGCAAUCUUUGAUGGUCACUUGGGGGAUCGUGUGCCUACUUUUUUGAAAGACAACCUUUUCAAUAACAUACUCGAAGAGCCGAAUUUCUGGAGAGACCCCGAGGCUGCGAUACGGAAUGCAUACUCCUCCACGGAUAAGCUUAUAUUGGAUAACUGUAUGCAAUUAGGACCCGGAGGCUCCACCGCUGUAACUGCAAUUGUCAUUGAUGGCAAAGAUUUAUGGGUAGCAAACAUUGGUGACUCUAGAGCUGUUGUGUGUGAGAGGGGAUCUGCCAAUCAAAUUACGGUCGACCAUGAGCCGCAUACUGAACGAAGAAGGAUAGAGAAUCAGGGUGGCUUUGUGACUACACUUCCUGGAGAUGUGCCUAGGGUUAAUGGUCAACUUGCUGUAGCACGGGCUUUUGGAGAUCAGAGCCUUAAAGCUCAUUUAAGCUCAGAACCUGAUAUCAGACAUGUCCCCAUAGACUCCACAAUCGACUUUGUAAUACUGGCUAGUGAUGGUUUGUGGAAGGUAAUGAAGAAUGAAGAGGCAGUAAACUUGGUGAAAUCCAUGAAGGACCCGCAGGUGGCAGCGAAACGAUUAACAACUGAAGCAUUAGCAAGAAAAAGCAAAGACGAUAUAUCAUGCAUAGUAAUUCGAUUCGGCUAAUGCGGUCGGCAUUUUCCGUUCGGUUUGGUCUCGGAAGGCAUAGUACACAGGGGAACUCUUUCGAGUUGGGGAGAGGUUGGAGGUUUCUUUGUAGGGACAGUGAUGAUGUGUAAGCUAUUAGUUGAGAUAGAAGUGUGAUGCAUUUUUUUUGUUCCUGGAAGGCUUCCUCCUUAAUCCUUGAUUACGAACAUGAACAAGUUUGCAUAUAUGGACUUAAUGUGUCGGCGUUCGGAUUGGCACUGCUGCCAUAAGUAUAGUUAUACGAUAAUACAGACUGGUGAAUGUGAUUGAAAAGUGAAAGAUUCAACAGAGAUUGAUUCUAAUCA
Hibiscus syriacus is the source of this 1506-nucleotide messenger RNA. Its product is annotated as probable protein phosphatase 2C 44. Gene Ontology annotation, cellular component: cytosol; nucleus. The record is from RefSeq and is a predicted model, not a curated record. Lineage: Eukaryota; Viridiplantae; Streptophyta; Magnoliopsida; Malvales; Malvaceae. The coding region runs from base 278 to 1180 and encodes 300 amino acids. Gene Ontology annotation, biological process: protein dephosphorylation. Gene Ontology annotation, molecular function: protein serine/threonine phosphatase activity. The transcript is spliced from 5 exons.